Molecule: messenger RNA, 1525 nt
Organism: Cuscuta campestris
Lineage: Eukaryota; Viridiplantae; Streptophyta; Magnoliopsida; Solanales; Convolvulaceae
Source: the annotation of a GenBank genome assembly
AGUAUACUGGUGUUAUUUCGGGGAGGGUAGACCUUUAAAACACAACAUAUGAUUUGCUGCUAGUGUUAGUGGCUUUGUGUUAUUCAAGUAUUGUAUUUCUUUAUCUUUCAUUUUGUUUGGUGAACAUACAUAGCUAAUUGUGUGAAUUUUCUUGAAUCAGGAUGAAUUUGGAAGAGAGAUUUAAUGUUAUUAGGAGCAUAGGUGAAGAGUGUAUCCAGGAAGAUGAGUUGAGGAAUUUGUUGGCAAAUAAGCCUCAACCAAUAUGCUAUGAUGGAUUUGAACCCUCGGGUCGGAUGCACAUUGCUCAGGGUGUUAUGAAGACGAUUAAUGUUAACAAGCUUGUAGCAUCGGGCUGUAAAGUAAAGAUAUGGAUUGCAGAUUGGUUUGCUCAGCUAAACAACAAGAUGGGUGGUGACUUGAAGAAAAUUCAUGUUGUUGGUCAGUAUUUGAUUGAGAUAUGGAAAGCUGCGGGAAUGAAGGUUGAGAGUGGUAAUGUUGAGUUUGUAUGGUCCUCUGAAGAAAUCAAUUCUAGAGCUCAUGAGUACUGGCCACUUGUUAUGGACAUUGCACGGAGAAAUACACUUCCUAGAAUAUUGAGAUGCGGUCAAAUUAUGGGUCGCUCUGAACAGGAUGAAUUGACUGCCGCCCAAAUAUUUUACCCAUGCAUGCAGUGUGCAGACAUAUUUUUCCUCAAGGCUGAUAUCUGUCAAUUGGGAAUGGACCAGAGAAAGGUGAAUGUUCUUGCCAGAGAAUAUGCCGAAGAUAUAAAGAGGAAAAACAAGCCUAUCAUAUUGUCUCAUCACAUGCUGCCUGGCUUGAAAGAGGGUCAGGAGAAGAUGUCCAAGACUGAUGCAUCAUCCUCCAUUUUCAUGGAAGAUGACGAGGCAGAGGUGAAUAAAAAAAUAAAGAGGGCAUUCUGCCCACCCAAGGUGGUAGAGAAAAAUCCUUGUCUGGAGUACCUCAAUUACAUAAUAUUUCCCUGGUUUAAUGAGUUUACGGUAGAGCGAAGUCAAGAGAAUGGCGGUAACAAGACUUUCAUUAGUUUUGAGGAACUUGUUGCUGACUAUGAAUGUGGUGGAUUGCACCCUGAUGACCUUAAAACCGCUCUAUCUAAAGCACUAAACAAGAUCCUACAGCCUGUACGUGACCAUUUCAAGAACGAUGCCAAUGCAAAGGACCUUCUUAAGAGGGUAAAGAGUUACAAGGUUACCAGGUAAUGCGAAUUGGGAAGAAAAUGUGUUCUUGAACCUUUCACGUAGAGUUGGAAACUGAAUGUUUGUUGUUGGAUUAUUUGUUCUUUUGAUUUUCAUUUAUUUUGGAUGGCCCUUAGUACACAAGUUAAGCUUUACAAAUUAGACCUAUUUUAUGAACAACUAUCAUUCGACUAGACAUUAAAUGUUAACUAUGGAUGCCUUGUAUCUUUUGUAGCAUGAACAAUGUGUUUGGUGCGGGUGGGAUGCCAAACUGUUCCCAAAAUUUCCUAAAAAGCCUACAAAAUGAAUCGAAACAAAGAUUGUCCCUAUAU